AUGAGUGCAGAAUCGUCGAAGAAAGUCGAUACAUUGAAACUAUCAUCAUCCGACAAAAUCGAUACUCCAUUGUACAAGAAGAAAACGUUCGAUUUCACCGAUUAUGCAUAUCGUGAGGCUGUAAAUCGACUCAAGUUCCUUCUCACGGAAGCAUAUGAGCCAACUAAGGUUGCCACGUCGAUCUACUACCGCGGAGUGGAUGAUGUUAAAUCGGAAGCAUCGGACAAUCAGUCGGUCGUGGAGAGGCCCUCGAUCACAGAAGUUUCGAAAUAUUUCAACCAUGGUGCUCUAUCACGGUACCAAUCGGGGACCAGUGGCGGCGGUCGUCGAUAUAGUUUUCUGAAUAAAGACUUCGGUACGAGUCCGGCAUUGAAACCAGCAGUGUCCACAGCUAAUCUACAACCGGCACCAUCAGUGUGCAGUUUUUCUCAGAAUCUGGAAAUCACUCAUCCACCUCCAGAGUUGCUUGGAUUCAUUGAGAAGCAGGAAAACUAUAUUGAACAGUUGGAAAAGGAGUCUCAGUAUUGCAGGGAGGAACUGGCCACCCUGUUGAAAAAGGUGAAGGAUGUGGUUUCAGAAAAUGAAGCUCUCACGGAUCGAGCUCGAUCAAAAUCGAUCUACCAAAUUGACACGUCGGAAAGCGAAGAUUUGGAUUUAGAUCGGAUGCGCGAAAAAACGAAGCUUUCAGGGCCGAACAUUGUGUUCGAGUCGCGAAUCAGUGAGCUGGAAGCUCAGUUGGCGCAAUCGCAGAUCGACCUGAAGAAGCUGUUUAACGAAAACGAAGAAAACAAACGCAAACUGUUGCACGGAUCGAGUGAUGCUAGUUGUUCCGAUGUAUACCGGAAGCAAGUGGAAAAUUUACAAAGGGAUAAACACAACCUGGAAGAAUCGGUCCGGAAGCUCCAGCUAGCCAUUGAUCAGCUGAAGGACUCCGAAGCGACGAACUUCUCCAAAUCUCAGCGAAGUCGUGAUAUGAUUGAACAUGUUGCUUUUGAGCGAAACCAGGCGGAGAUUGAGAUUCGGCGGUUAAAGGAUGAGUUGGAACGCCAGCACGAGCGAGUACGUGAAGUUCAACUCGAAAUGGCCAAACGGCUUUCCGAGGAACGUGCAAACGCCGAACGACGGUACACGUUCCAAGUUGAUCAGUUGGGAGGAGACUUGAGUAGCCAGUGGGACCAAGCGACGAAACUACAACUGGAGGUGGAACGCAUGAAACGCAUCGAAUCGGAUUACAAACGGGAACUCAACCAGAAGAAUUCCCAGAUUGAUGAGUUGAAGAUGGAAUUGAAGAACAAAACGGCAAUCUUCAUGUCCGAUCUGAAUCAAGCAAGUGCGGAAAAACAAUCCAUUGAGCAGGAGAUUACUUCACUGAGAUUGCAAUUGGAACGAGCAGAGCGUCAAUCUAAAGUAGAGGUUUCCCGUUUGAAUGCUGAAAUCACUUCACUUCGGCAGCGCUUGGAUCGAGCUGAUGCUGAUUUGCUCCAUUCCAAACGAGAAAAUUUAAAACUUUCAGAUGAGGUCGCUUCACUUGGAAAGGAACUAACUUUCGGAGAGUUGAACAAAGAAACCCGCCCGUCCAAGGAACUUGCGAAAAUGAUUUCCGACAUGGAGGCCAAACAUGCCGCCACCGUGUCAGAGCUCGAGGGCAUGGUUCAAGAUCAAAAACAGCUCAUGGACAAACUAACUGCAGAAUGCAGAAGCUUAACGCAUAAGUUAGAGGACACGACACUGCAACAUAAAAACGAAAAGAAGGAGCUGAGACAAACGAACAGUGAAUUGAUGGAACGUUUAAAGCAAGUCUGGGCAAACUACAAGGAAAUCAGUCCAGCUUUCCAAAAACGGAAGUAUAGCUCCGACCAGCUGGACGCAGACUCAAAUCUUUCAUCGGCAUCGAAUCACGACCCUGAGCUCCCAAGAUCGUAUCACGGCCCGGUAGCACAGCCGCCCACUAUCCACCAAUCAGAGCAGCCCAACAGCCUGAUGAUGCCAUUGGUCGAUCAACAGCCGCCGCACAACCAUCUGCUGUUGGCAAAACAUCCCGACCCGAAUCACAGAUAUCCGAUAGACAGUAUGCCACCAGUCGGCAGCAACCAAAUGCCGAGUUGUCUCGUACAAGCUCCAUCAUUGACAACAAUGAACCCAAAGGAAACAAGUACACCGAUGAGAAACGAAGCGAGUCUCGUCUUUCCCGAGCAUCGAUCCCCAAUGAGGACACUGCAGCCAAGUUGCAAGGAAAGGAGUCGGAGCCUGGACGUACUGACGCUGAACGACUAUCCCGGACAAGCGACAGUACAACCACUAAACCAGACGGCACCGGCAGUAGUGGCAGAUUAUCACGCGAAUCCAUUGUCGGCAGCGAACGGGCAUCCAGGCAAUCGAUUCGACAACCUACUGCAUACAUCGAGCAGACACAACCCAACCAGUAUGUAUCGGAGCCAGGGCACGCCGAAUCCGUGGAACAGUACCUACCAACAGCAGUCGAUCAAUACCCAUCACAAUCCGGAGAUAUGGAUCAAUCCUACCAGCAACCCUAUGAUGAGACCACCGGAUACGAUGCAUCCCAGUAUGACCCCACCCAGCAGUAUGACCAAAGCCAAUACGAUGAAUAUGGAAAUCAACAGUACGUGCAAGAAUCAUAUGACCAACAAGGCUACGACCAACAACAGCAGUACCAGGAUUAUCAGCAACCAUAUGAUGCACAGCAGUACACCACUGAGCAAGUAUAUGAUGAAUCAAGCUACCCCACCGAGCAGUCCGUACAGUCUCCAACCCAGCGACCUGCACCAGCGCCAGCAACCACACCAGCGCCAACAGCCACACCAGUCCAGCUGCAGGAACAAACAGAAAGCAGCCGAAAUGUGGGCUACACGCGCUCGAGAAAUCCCCCGGGACCCUCUGGAAAUGCUCCGGCAUCAAAUGGAACCAAACAACCCCAGUACAAGCAACCAACAGGGGCCUCAAACAAGUAGAGACCAUUGCUACAAUAGCUUACCACGACAGUUGCCAGAAAGUUGCCAUUUUCAACCAAUCGAGUCCUAUCCGAGUCUCAGCAUAAGUAGCCCUAGUUUGUUCGGUACUAGUCCCGAAACUAGUCUAACGCCAUCGCCAACUACAACUGUGCUCAAGAACUACAAUACCGCUAGUCCUAAUCCUCAGUAAGAGUGUAGCAGCAGCAAUAGCCGGACGCUCUAUUUAACUCUAUUAUUCCAUUGUUUCAAGCAGACGUAACGAGAAAUAAACUACUUAUUCCAUAGUACGCAUUACAAGCACGAGAGGAAAUACAUAUUUA
Messenger RNA from Ochlerotatus camptorhynchus, 3289 nucleotides. RefSeq lists its product as uncharacterized. NCBI's taxonomy places the organism in Eukaryota, Metazoa, Arthropoda, Insecta, Diptera, Culicidae. Gene Ontology annotation, biological process: tube formation; centrosome cycle; establishment of cell polarity. The transcript has 11 exons. The record is from RefSeq and is a predicted model, not a curated record. The coding region runs from base 1 to 3159 and encodes 1052 amino acids. Gene Ontology annotation, cellular component: centrosome; centriole.